Molecule: messenger RNA, 2401 nt
Organism: Branchiostoma belcheri (Belcher's lancelet)
Lineage: Eukaryota; Metazoa; Chordata; Leptocardii; Amphioxiformes; Branchiostomatidae
Product: heart- and neural crest derivatives-expressed protein 2-like
Exons: 2
Coding region: 590-1306 (238 amino acids)
Biological process (GO): developmental process; regulation of transcription by RNA polymerase II
Molecular function (GO): DNA-binding transcription factor activity, RNA polymerase II-specific; RNA polymerase II transcription regulatory region sequence-specific DNA binding; protein dimerization activity
Source: RefSeq, a predicted model, not a curated record
GGGCUGUAGCUGUAGACUGGCGACUGUGGAGGGCGGCAGGAGACGGCGUCAUCGCGGGUCGUCACUCACACACCGCGGCGUGACCCGGCCCUGCCCCUCCGCACAACCAACCAACCCUCCCUCCCUCCCGCCUAUAAAACACGUCAGCGAGCCGUCACAGCUCAGUCGGGGUCGAGAGAGGCUAAGAGAGAGGACCUCCUGUUGUCCUCUAGUAUCUGAUCUGACCACCGCACGUUCUGACCAACCAACCAUUCCGAUGUUCUUCAGUCGUUGUAUCUGUACAUGGUGAUCAUAUAGACAAGUUCUAACGCUGCAGUUCCGUUCGCCGCCGCUAGGGGAAUCCUGUUGGUUGCUGAAUCAGUCCGUACCUGACGUCCCAUGCACCAGUACCAGUAGGGAGGCUUAGCCUGGAGUCAGGACGGACGUGCGCUGCUGACAUCUCCUCUUCAUCCGCGAGUCCCGUCGCCGCAAACGACUUCCUCCUGCUGCCAGCUGAUGCUUGGACGUUGCUGAUAUUUUAGUCUUGUGAUAUAGAAAAGGAAGGAUUUUAAGUACGCUGUGCGCUGGUUUAGUGCUAGGAUAAGUCGCGAUGAGUCUGGUCGGAGGUUACGCGAUUCAUCCCGUGACGGCCUCGCACCACCACCACGGCGAGCCCUACCCGGCCUUCCCGCCCGGCCCCUGCCGCCCAGAGGACUCCCCCUACACCUACACGGGCUGGGCCUUCGCCGCGCAGGCCACCGAGCUCUCCCCGAUGUCGCCCGACCAGUACUCCGUCAACGGCUACAGCCCGAUGUCGAGCCCGUCCGUCAGCCCGCCGGACUAUCCCACCCGCCACCAUCGGGGCCACGAGACGUUUCCCCCGCCGAACGGCUUCCACCAUCACCACCACCACGGGCACCACCUCAACGGGGUCCACCACCACGGCGCGCCGCUCAAGCGGCCCAGGGGCUCCGCCAACAAGAAGGAGAGGAGGAGAACGCAGAGCAUCAACUCGGCGUUCGCGGAACUCAGAGAUCGGAUCCCCAACGUCCCAGCCGACACGAAACUGUCUAAGAUCAAGACACUGAGGCUAGCGACGUCUUACAUAGCCUACCUCAUGGACGUACUAAACAAGCCCGAGGGUCAAGGGACGGGCACCGGGGACGCUUCGGGCUUCCAGGCCGACCUGAAAAAGAUGGACUCACGGGACGACAGCAGACGAGAAGACAUGGGCUCCAUCUUACAAUCUAGUAUCAAGAGCGAGAAGAAGUCGAAGGGAAGAACGGGCUGGCCGCAGCACGUUUGGGCGUUGGAACUCAAGCCUUGAGAAACGAACUUGUACAAUAUCACCAAAACCUGCUACGUCUACUUUGGGAACUACAAGAACUGUGCUUCGCAUCUUAAAGAAACCAAGCUGGCCUUGAGCACAAGAAGGAGGAUACGCGCCUUCAAGAAGCUUCUACGGCAAACCACACACGGAGAGGAAAUGUUGUAAGUAACUCCAGAGAGAAAGGAGAGAACGAGCUAACGGAUAUGUAGAGAGGACAGACCCCACAGUCGGUCGGCACUGAAAGACUCUCUUCCGUGGUGGGUAAGAAACGUUUCCGUAGCGUGUAGCCAGUAAGAGUUUCCCCAAGAUAAAAACACUACGAACUCAUGUCCUCUCCUUCCCAAACGUCGAAAACGCUAAAAGCCUUUCUGUGGAACUAGACGGGCGUGGGGAAACGACGCUUUUUGCAGGACACAAACUGAAACAUGUAUAGAGAUAUCUAUAUACCGCUGAAGACUGAAAGAAAGAGAGAUUAUACUGGAAUCAAAUGCCGUUUUGUGAAGAUUCCUUCGAUGCUUGUUCGGGCUAGCCUUGUUUUUGGUAUGAGUCUACAAACACCAUACUGCAUUCAUUUCCAAGAUUAUUUAGCAGUGUAUAUUCAGUGACCAACUUUAUAUGCCAUUCGGAACUGUGGAACGAUUCAUAAAAGUCCUAUUUUUGUACUUUUCUUUGUGUAAAAAAUAUAGGCAUUUAGUAAAAAAAUUAUAGUUACUAUUAAGUGUUUACAAAAUAUAUGUACAGAUUUAUAGUAUUUAUUUGAAGAACGACGAUUGUGAAAUGCUUACUUUUGCUUCACAAAAAUGCGAUGUUAUAGUUAGUUUCAUACUUUUAUAGUUAUUAGUUAGAAACUGUUUUUCUCGCAGAUUUAAACUGCUUGGCAUUAAGUUGAGCUUAGUGCGGAUUCUCUCCAACGCUUUUGUAAAGGUUUAACAGAACCUGCGAAACAUAAAACUCGUCAUACACUUGUUAUGUAGUUACACAAACCGAGCUUUUGUAUCGCUACAUCUCCUGGUCACGUCUGCCAUUUUUAUCCUGCGGCUUUUUAACUGUCACACCAAAAAUACACGCUGAGAUGUUUCAUUCUGAUUUCGU